CAAUACAUCACUUGCAGACUGCAGUCGUCUGUAUUUAUUACGCAUACAAGUAAAUAAUAUGCGAAUCACAAAGCCGCUGCGAAAUAGUAGCAAGCUAUUAACUAUGUAAUAAACGAUUUGUUAUAGUCUACUUAAAAUGAAUAAUUAUUGCAUUUUUUUCGUGUAAUGUUCUUAAUACCUGAAAAAAUAAGUAUAGUAUUUACGAAUAUCAUUAAGAAAGUGCGAUAGUUCUAGUUCUAGUAUGCCACAUCCAUAAAAGAUUAUACCAAAAAGUGUAGUUACGUUGUGUUUUUUAAUAAAUUUUAACCCACAAGCAAAAGCAAUACUACAAACGAUCAGAUGAUGGAGGAAAACACUACAGGAAUCAGUGAUGUUGCAUCAAACUGCAAUGGAAAUAACGAUGAAAAAAUUAACAGCGACGAUUCUUAUGCUAAUAUUGGAGAACGUUAUAAUAAGCUCAGAGGUUUUGCUGUCAAACUAAAAAAAAAAGUAUCAGACUUGACAGAGCAGGUCAAAAAUUUGGAAACAGAUAACCAAAAGCUCAGCAAUGAAAAAGAAGAAAUGCAAAAUAAAAUUUUGUUAAUGUCUGAUAGUGUAAAAAAAUUACAGACAAUUCAAUCACAAUAUGAUAGAUCUCAAGAUGACGUGGAGUUGAUAAAAAAUGAAAACAAACGAUUGACAAAGCGAUUGGAAACUCUAGUUUUAGAAAAUGAUUCAUUUCGAGAUACUAUUAUGAAAGAAAAAAGAGAUUUAUCAGAAGCAACAGCAAAAAUUAACAAUCUUUUAGAAGAAAAAAUAAAAUUGGAAUCCAAUUGUGAUCAGUUAGAGAAAAAAAUUAAAGAAUUAAAUUAUGAGCUUAAAGCAGAAGUGGUAUUACGCCAACAAAAAGCCAAAGAAUAUGAAGACUUAAAAACUGCUUUAGAUGCUGAACUGAAGGCUCAUAAAGCAACUUUAGCUAAAAUGGAUAAUAUGAAGUUUGAUCGCAAAAGUAACAAUGUUUUAUCUUUGGAAGUUGCAAAUUAUGAGAAAAGUAUAGAAACAAUCAAGAAUAAAUUAGAUGAGGAAACAAAUGAGAGAAUAAGUUUAGAAGGAACUAUCAAACAGCAUUUAGAAACUAUAGAAGUACUUACUGCAAGAAUUAUGGAACUUCAAGAUUCUUGCUUAAGUAAAGCUACUCGAAUAACCAUCUUAGAAGAAAAAAAUUCAACGUUUGAAAUGGAAACAAGAGAAGCAAAAUCUGAGGCAGCUAAAGCAGUAAAUGAGAAAGAUGCUGCAAACAGAGAAUUAACUCGAUUGAUGCUUGCAAAAAAAGACCUUGAAGCAAAAAUUGAUUCACUUACAUUAGAAAUGGGUCGAGUUGAAGAAGAAAAUAGUGCUCGCGUCAAAGCAUUGGAAAGUUUAAUUGAAGAAUUAAAACGUGAUAUAUCGCGAUUGAAUUUAGCAUUAGAAAACAGUAAAAUGGAAAUUACCACAUUACAAGCUGACUUUGACAGUUAUAAAUUACGUGCACAAAGUGUAUUACUACGAACAAAGACUGCACCAAGCAGUGAACUUGAAGAAGAAAUCGAACAGGGCAGGCAUCAGAUUCAGAUGCUCAAUGAAAAGUGUGAGUGUUACUCCGAAAGGAUAGAAUCUUUAAUGCGGGAAAUUAUUUUACUGAAGCACGAGAGAAGUCGAGCUGUGGCAUCUGAAGCGGAACUACAGGACAAAUUAUCUGUCUUUAGGCAAGAUUCGGUCAUGUUACUAGAAAAGAUGAAAAAUAAGGAAAUUGAAGUGCAAAGAAUACAAAUUAACCACGAGAAGAUUGUUGAUACUUUAAGGCGAAAUUAUGAGGAAGAAUUGAGUAAUCUCAAGAAAAAACACGAAGAAGAAAUUAAAAACGUGAAAAUAGAGGCGAACAUAGCGUCACAAAUGAGUUCGCAAAUGAAUUUAAACACUGAGGCGAUAAAGCCAUCAGUAGGAUCUAGCUCAGUGCCGCCUUUAAUUGAAAGAGAAGAAUGCGAGGGUUCCGAAAGCAUAGACUCUUUGCAUCUCACUUCAAAAAACGUCGAGCAGCGGGGCCCUAAUCCACUCAGGAAAUCUUCGAGGUCAGAGAGUCCGAUGAUAACGCAAAUCACCCCGUUGGACCAAUUACUCGAAUUUCCAUUCGACGAGCACAACGUGGUCCUGGCGUCACGUGUGCCCGAGGACAGUCCCGAAGUAAUAGCAUACAAAAAUCGCGUGAAACAUCUGACGGAAUUGCUCGCUGAUGCCGAACGCGAUAUCGAUAAACUCACUCAACAGAAUCAAUUGCUCAAGGAAGAUAUACGCUUACAGAAGCGUUACGUCGAGCGCGAGAAAGAGGCUGUGAAUUUUGAGUACUUGAAAAACGUCGUGUUCAAGUUUUGUACUCUGGAAAAUCGAGAUGAAAGGAGCAGACUUGUUCCUGUUUUAGAUACUAUUCUAAAGUUAAGCCCGGAGGAAACGCAUAAAUUGAACGAAAUCGUCUCAACUACGGGUGGUGUGAUUCAAAAACGCAUCUGGAUACCAGGCUGGAGUACAAGUUGAAAAGAAAAUGUAAAAAAUUAUCUUUAAAAGUAAAAUUUGAGAUUGCUGGAAAAUAUUUUUUUAUCUAAUAGUAAAUAGUAUUUUUCAAUACACCUCGUUAUAAAGAUACAAGUAAUCCAAAAAGUUAAGUUCUAUAUUGAAUAAGCGAUAAAAAGCUCGUGACUCGACAUUUAUCAUCUGUAUUGUAGAUAUAUUGAAUAUAUUGACUAAUAAUUCUGUACUUUAAUCUGCCUGUUUUGAUUGUAUAUUUAUCAACGUUACAAUGUAAUAAAAGAUAAACGAAUUAUAGUUUUUUGUCUAACAAACAA
This is a messenger RNA of Trichogramma pretiosum, 2855 nucleotides long. RefSeq names its product GRIP and coiled-coil domain-containing protein 2 (gene GCC185). Bases 340 to 2547 code for a protein of 735 amino acids. The transcript has 9 exons. The record is from RefSeq and is a predicted model, not a curated record. NCBI's taxonomy places the organism in Eukaryota, Metazoa, Arthropoda, Insecta, Hymenoptera, Trichogrammatidae.